Messenger RNA from Exophiala bonariae, 861 nucleotides. RefSeq lists its product as uncharacterized. The transcript is spliced from 2 exons. NCBI's taxonomy places the organism in Eukaryota, Fungi, Ascomycota, Eurotiomycetes, Chaetothyriales, Herpotrichiellaceae. The coding region runs from base 1 to 861 and encodes 286 amino acids. Gene Ontology annotation, molecular function: carboxy-lyase activity. The record is from RefSeq and is a predicted model, not a curated record.
AUGUCUGGAGAAUCUCGCCCCUCGUAUCGUCCUGCCUUGCAAACUCAGCAGCAUAGCGGCGUCGAAAGUCCUACCAGGUCGCCUGAUACUUCGUCCAAUGACCUGCUCACCAUUCUCGACCAUAUGGCCACCAACGCAACUGAGAGCUGCGAGAUGGACGCUGUCACUGGCCAGAUGACAUUUGUCGGCCGCCGCGCUCAUGCUACUCUCUUCCGCACACUUACGCCGUACCUUCCCGAGAAAGCACUUCCUCCUACUGCCUCACUCGAGUCUGUCUUUGGUUUGACCAAUCGUACAAUCUCGCAGCCCUUCGUGUCGCUCUGGAACACAACGGCCCGCGUCACCGUUGAAGACAUUCUGCGCUCCCUGCCUUCUGCUGAGGCUUGUCUGCGGUAUUAUCAAACCUACCAACAAACCUGUCAUCCAUUCUUCCCCGUGAUCCCUGACAUCGGGGUGUUCGAGAGCAAACUUUGUCUGGUGCUUGAUCGGCUCGUUGUAGAAGCUGACAGGCCAUCGUCAUCUCCAAUGCAACUGGCUGCUCACUUGCCACGUCCCGAGCUGGUAGGCUAUGCCUUACUAUUUGCGGUCCUUGCCGCAGGGUGCCAAGGCUGUCUUGUUGUUGAAGGUGAUCAUCAGCUUGCUUUAUACUCUCGCGUGUUCGUGGCUUGCUCGUUUGAAUGCUUAAGCCUUGCCAACAUGUACGUCAAUCCCUCCUCGGAGUCGAUCCAGGCCAUCUUGAUUCUCGCGAGUGUUAAUUGCAACGACGGCAAUCCCGGCGUCACCAUGAGCAUGCUAGGCAUAGCUGCCCAGCAAGCGCAGGGUUUGGGCAUGCACACAAGCCUCUUUGGAGAGCCAUCAUGA